This is a messenger RNA of Durusdinium trenchii, 478 nucleotides long. Lineage: Eukaryota; Dinophyceae; Suessiales; Symbiodiniaceae. The record is from the annotation of a GenBank genome assembly.
AUGGAAGCUGCUGGUGUUGAGAUCUCACAUACUGUGAGCUUGAAGUACAAUGGGAAGAAGCAAUCGAUCCCAGAUAGCUUGAUUGUUCAGGAUGGUCUGGGCCAUGAGUUCUUGAAGGUUGCAGCCACCAAUCAAGUGAUCUUGAGGCUGAUCUGUGGCAAUUCCCAAAAGAAUGCAUCGCUUGCUGGUGGCCAGAGAAUUACAGACCUCAAGCAGCAGAGGAACCAGAAAGCUGGUCUUGCUGCAAGUGAUGGACCAGAUGAAGAAGAGUGGCUUGAUGAAUGUCCAGAUUCUCCACAUGGAGCCUUCAAGAAGAAGCAGAAGGUUGAGAAGGUGGUGACCUUGGACAUCGGUGGUACACAGGUAUCCAUUCUGUGUCCAGCCAAAAGGCUGGCUGCUUCUGACUUGAUGGUGAAGCUGGACACCGCUAUGCUUUAUGCAGUUUUUGAAUUCCUCAAAGAGGAUUGCCAUGAUGAGG